Cuscuta campestris is the source of this 1527-nucleotide messenger RNA. The record is from the annotation of a GenBank genome assembly. Lineage: Eukaryota; Viridiplantae; Streptophyta; Magnoliopsida; Solanales; Convolvulaceae.
AAUCGUCUGAAGAGAUGGAGAUAAAAAGAGCAAUAUUUUGUACAUGGUACAAACUUUUUUUUCAAAAACUUCAGAUUAACAUUAUUUUAAUAAAUUAAACUAAAAAUAAACUCUCUCACUUUUAUUUUUUUUAGGAAUAGGACACAAGAUUCAAAACCCAUUUGAAUUGACGGAGUAGAAUACUGUUGUCUUGCCCCCAUAUAUAUACAUAACCUUCCGCCAAGCCAAACUAAAUUCUCCCCGCCUUCGCGCUGAAGAUUUGAAGCAACACUCCGUGUGGAUUAUUUAGGAUAUAAGCGAAGUAAUCUGAGUCGAGAUAUGGCUGAGCAAGUGAAGAAGAAGAUCAUAGGGUUGGAUGAAGGACUGGAAGUUAUCCGCGAGGGUAUUGCAAAGCUAGAGAGGAUCUUGGAAGGGGAACCCGAGUCUUUUACCGCCGAAGAGUCUACCACUAUUUAUGAUAUGAGCACACAGAAACCUCCUCAUGAUUAUGCUCCUCAGCUAUAUGACAAGUACAAUGAAACAUAUGUUGAUUACAUCAAUUCAGUAGUUUUGCCCUCUUUGAGAGAGAACCAUGACGAAUUCAUGCUAAAGGAGCUUGUUAAAAGAUGGGCAAAUCACAACAUUAUGGUCAGGUGGCUUUCUAGAUUUUUCCUCUAUCUUGACAGAUGCUAUAUUGCACGGCGUGGACUCCCUUCUCUUCGCAAUGUUGGGUUUAUGUGCUUCCGUGACAUGGUUUACCAGGAGUUCAAAAUUAAAGCUAGAGAUGCUGUUAUAGCUCUGAUUGAUCAAGAACGUGAGGGCGAGUAUAUUGACAGAGCGUUACUCAAGAAUGUACUGGACUUUUUUGUCGAAAUUGGGAUGGGACAGAUGGAAUACUACGAGAAUGACUUUGAAGAUGCCAUGCUCAAGGAUACUGCUGCCUUUUAUGCUCGAAAGGCAUCAAACUGGAUAGUCGAGGACUCUUGUCCCGAUUACAUGUUGAAGACGGAGGAGUGUUUGAAGAAAGAAAAAGAAAGAGUUUCUCAUUAUCUACAUCCCAAUAGUGAAGCCAAGCUCCUAGAGAAAGUGCAAAAUGAGUUACUCGUAGUAUACGCCAAUCAACUGCUUGAAAAGGAGCAUUCUGGUUGUCGCGCACUGCUCAGGGAUGAUAAGCGGGAAGAUUUGUCGAGGAUGUAUAGGCUUUUCCAAAAGAUUCCCAAAGGAUUAGAUUUGGUAGCCAAUAUGUUUAAGGAGCAUGUCACCGCUGAAGGCUUGGUGUUGGUACGGCAGGCUAAAGAUGCAUCUCAUAGCAAGGUUUUUGUUCAAAAAGUGACCAAGCUUCAUGGCAAGUAUAUGUCACACGUGACAGAUUGUUUUUCCAACAAUUCUCUCUUUCUCAAGGCUUUUGAAGAAGCAUUUGUGGAUGGCUGCUCCAGUGCUCAACUCUCUUUGGCGAAGCUUUAGUCACUUCUUCUUAGAGUUCUUACCAUCCAUUCAAAAUUCUUUUUGGUCUGCUUUUAGAAAAUACAAGAAACGCAUGAAAUCUUA